Messenger RNA from Cercocebus atys (sooty mangabey), 2394 nucleotides. RefSeq names its product glyoxalase domain containing 4 (gene GLOD4). The record is from RefSeq and is a predicted model, not a curated record. NCBI's taxonomy places the organism in Eukaryota, Metazoa, Chordata, Mammalia, Primates, Cercopithecidae.
AUGAGGCUGACACCUUUCAGCUUAUCGACUGGCAGCUCCUUUAGGUAUUCUAGACGGCUAAAGAAGAACAUUUUUGGCACAGCUCCAGCCUUGAGAGCGUCUGUAAUGAGCCUGCGACCUUCCAGCAGGAUCUUCCCUUGUUUUUCCCGAAACGGCCUGGACUUUACUAUUGUCAUUACACUGCUACCCACAUCACCUCAGCCUCCUGUCCCCGGGAUAAGCUUUAUCGUAGCGAAGCCCAGACUCUUCCCAGGUGCUGGGAGCGUGGGAUGCGGACUCCUCAAGCGGUGAUUUCUUUCGUUGCUCCUGGGCACUGGCCUCAGAUGCUGCUUGCGGGGCUGCUUCCCGGGAGCGCGCUUCCGUUCCACCACCUCUCCGGAGGGAAACACCACUUUCACUGGGCUCCGCCGCAGCGCCCGGACCCAGCGCCUCGCGCAAGGUCCCAAGCCUGCACCACCUGCAGCAGCGGCCGCACGACAAACCUCGCGGGUCUCACCAGCGCCGCCAUCUUCCCUGAGACCCGGGCUGCGUCACCAAGGCGCGCCGUCGGCGGCCAGUGACGUCACGGCCCGGGGCGCCCGUCGUGGGCUGGGCGGUACCGUGCGCGUGACGGCUGCGUGCGCGGGAGUCAUGGCUGCUCGCAGAGCUCUGCACUUCGUGUUCAAAGUGGGAAACCGCUUCCAGACGGCGCGUUUCUAUCGGGACGUCCUGGGGAUGAAGGUCCUGCGGCAUGAGGAAUUUGAAGAAGGCUGCAAAGCCGCCUGCAAUGGGCCUUAUGAUGGGAAAUGGAGUAAAACAAUGGUGGGAUUUGGGCCUGAGGACGAUCAUUUUGUUGCAGAACUGACUUACAAUUACGGCAUCGGCGACUACAAGCUUGGCAAUGACUUUAUGGGAAUCACACUCGCUUCUAGCCAGGCUGUCAGCAAUGCCAGGAAGCUGGAGUGGCCCCUGACGGAAGUCGCAGAAGGUGUUUUUGAAACCGAGGCCCCAGGAGGAUAUAAGUUCUAUUUGCAGAAUCGCAGUCUGCCUCAGUCAGAUCCUGUAUUAAAAGUAACUCUAGCAGUGUCUGAUCUUCACAAGUCCUUGAACUACUGGUGUGAUCUACUGGGAAUGAAAAUUUAUGAAAAAGAUGAAGAAAAGCAAAGGGCUUUGCUGGGCUAUGCUGAUAACCAGUGUAAGCUGGAGCUCCAGGGCAUCAAGGGUACGGUGGAGCACGCAGCAGCUUUUGGAAGAAUUGCCUUCUCUUGCCCCGAGAAAGAGUUGCCAGACUUAGAAGACUUGAUGAAAAGGGAGAACCAGAAGAUUCUGACUCCCCUGGUGAGCCUGGACACCCCAGGGAAAGCAGCAGUACAGGUGGUCAUUCUGGCCGACCCUGACGGACAUGAAAUUUGCUUUGUUGGGGAUGAAGCAUUUCGAGAACUUUCUAAGGUGGAUCCAGAGGGAAGCAAAUUGUUGGAUGAUGCAAUGGCAGCAGAUAAAAGUGACGAGUGGUUUGCUAAACACAAUAAACCCAAAGCUUCAGGUUAAUGGAAGACGUGAUGCAGAGCAAGCCUCUGUGAUUCCUGCCCAGCACCUGUGAGGCCUGACGUGUCAGUUCCCGAUAAAUGUUCUUCCGAUUUGUUUCCCCUACAGGCAAGGAGGCUUGGGUAGUGCAGAUCUGUGUAUUUCAACCUUUGAAAGGUCUGAUGUAUUUUAGAAAUGAAAUCCAAUCAUGAGUGCAGGUAGAGAACGCCUGCUAUAAUCUACAGUGUUGCUGGGACUGCACAUUCUGUAUAUAACUGUGUUCGAUUAGUGACAAAUGAUUGUCCAGACUAGGACAGCGGCAUGAAACAUGACUUUGGUUGGGAUUGCAGAUGGUUAGGGUUAACUCUGAAUCAUGCAGAUUUUAUGAGAGCAGCUGUUCAAGUCAGUCCAAAUUAAUGGCUUGUCAUGGUGCCAUUCCCAGCCCCUGAUAAUGAUAGGCUGUUCUGCUAUCUUCUGGCGGGUUUUGACAUUUUAAAUUUUCUAAAGAAAUUUUAUUCCUUGGACCAAAAGUUUUGGUUAACCAUCCCCAUCUUACUUGCUUUUACAUUUUGAGCAUCCAGAGGAAACAGAAAGGAAUGAGUGUGUGACGUUGCUGCACACCUGGCUCUGUGCAAGUUUCUUUUUGUAUAUACAUAUUUUUUUGUUUUAUUUUUUUCUGUGUAUAUUUUUAAUCCUGACAGAACAUCGUGUGAGAUUUCCUUAAAAUGGAUUAAACAAUUUCUUCAGCCUGAAAAAAAAGUUUUAAAAAUGUUUUCUUGGAGUUUUGUUUGGUUCUAUAUAAUAAAUAGGUUUUAGUCACUUGAAAUGGAAUUAUAUUGUGUAUUCAUCGAAUAAUUAAAUUUUUUUUUUAAAGUAAACUUCCAAAAUCAA